ACAUGGCCGCACCCAUUGUAAAAGUUCGAGAUAUCGCGUUGAUUAAUGAUUAGUUUAAGAAUAAGCUGAAAUUCCGUCAAAUUUGAAUUUAUUCUUGUUUUAAAUUGAAAUGAUUCGAAAGUUUAAUAUACAAUGGUAUUGUCGUUGUUUGAAAAAUUUUUCGCGAUGUAUACAUGUACGUACGUGGAAAGAAGAACAUUGGGCAUGUAUGCACGUAUAUCGCAUGUAUGCUCGUUUUUCGUAAAUAAACAAGAUCAGUAAAUCAAUCGAUAAAAUGUCAAUUGACAGUGUCAUUUUAAAUAUUGUUAUUGAAAAAUUAAAAAAUAAAUAUAAAAUGUUAAUUAUCAAAAAUCACGAUUCUAUUUAAAUAAAACAAGGUACAAAAAUCACGUACGUACCUGUAGCGUACGGUAUAUUUAGAUAGUGUAAUGCUUUAAUAUUAUGAUACAUAUAUAUAAUGUUACGUGAAAAUUAUGUGUAAUAUAUUUUGUCAUUGAAAGAAAGAUGUAUAGAUGAAUAUAUAAAAAUAUGUAUGUAUGUUGUUUGCUUUUAUAAAUGUACGUAUAUGAUUUACAUAUAUCACAUAUUACAUAUGCUGCAUAUGUAAUAUACCAUAAAGAUAAUAAUAAUUGUGUAUUCGUGGUAAAUGGAAAAGAAAAUUUAUCGAGUGAUUAGUCAAAAAAAUAUGCGGUUAGAAGAAAUGCCAUUACGUUUAAGCUCGGAUGAGCGAGAUUUUGAAAUGGAUGAAGAAACUGACUAUCUUCUCCAACCUUCUGAAGAUAGUAUACGACUUUUAACUUCACGAAGACGACGAAUAAAUAAUUUUUCUGUAUUCCUCAGGAGUUGCUUUUGCGGAUGUUGCACCUGGAUGUGGAGAAGAUGUUGCAGAGAACGUGAAUUAAGAGCCAGGGUUAUUCAAAUUGGUCAACAAAUGCAUGAAAAAUUUCCUACUAAUGUCAUCAGAAACCAAAAAUAUAAUAUUGUCACAUUUUUACCUCUGGUUCUUUUCCAACAAUUCAAAUUUUUUCUAAAUUUAUAUUUUUUGCUUAUGGCCAUAUCACAAUUCAUACCAGAUAUACGAAUAGGAUAUUUAUAUACAUAUUGGGGACCUUUAUGUUUUGUGUUAACUGUUACAAUUUGUCGAGAAGCAAUUGAUGAUUUUAGACGAUACAAAAGAGAUAAAGAAGUCAAUGCCCAAAAAUAUUAUAGAUUAGUAAAAGGUUUUGAUACUCCAGAAUUAGUACCAAGUUCUAAAUUGCGAGUGGGUGAUUUGGUUAUUGUAGAAAAAGGUCAAAGAGUUCCAGCUGAUUUGGUUCUUUUACGAACCACAGAAAAAUCUGGUGCAUGCUUUGUGAGAACUGAUCAAUUAGAUGGAGAAACAGAUUGGAAAUUACGAUUAGCUGUACCAGCUACACAAAAGUUAGAAAAUAAUUCUCAACUGUUCGAUAUAAAAGCUAGCAUAUAUGUUGAGAAACCACAAAAAGAUAUUCACAGUUUUAUUGGAACAUUUACAAGGUAUGAUGGAUAUAGCAGUGAAGAAAGUUUAGGUGUGGAUAAUACUUUAUGGGCUAAUACAGCAAUUGCAUCAGGUUCAGCUCUUGGUGUUGUAGUUUAUACUGGACAAGAAACUAGAUCUCUCAUGAAUCAUUCUGCACCACGAUCGAAAGUUGGUUUAUUAGAUCAGGAAAUAAAUCAAUUGACAAAAGUUUUAUUUUGUGCUGUAAUUGGAUUAGCAUUAGUAAUGAUGUCUUUAAAAGGAUUUAAUGGACCAUGGUAUCGUUAUAUGUUUCGUUUUGUUUUAUUAUUUUCUUAUAUAAUACCAAUCAGUUUAAGAGUAAAUUUAGAUAUGGGGAAAGCUUUUUAUGCUUGGUGUAUACAAAGAGAUAAGGAAAUUGCUGGAACUGUUGUCAGAACUACUACUAUUCCGGAAGAACUUGGACGUAUUUCAUAUUUAUUAAGUGACAAGACUGGCACAUUGACACAGAAUAAAAUGGUUUUCAAAAAAUUACAUUUGGGUAUGAUAUCUUAUGGUCAAGAAACGUUUGAUGAAGUUAUGACCGUAUUACAAACAUGUUAUGCAAAUUCUGAAACUUCACCGGUAAAACCAUCAACAUCUAUACAUAGUGGAAAAGUAAGAAGAUCUGAAAGUACUAGAAUAUAUGAUGCAGUUCAUGCUUUGGCAUUAUGUCACAAUGUAACACCAGUUUAUGAUGAAAUAACUAAAUCAGCUAAUUUGGAUACAAUGAGCGUACAGACAGCAGAAACAGGAGAUUCUGGUUCUAUUCAAAGUCAAACUGAAGCAGAUCAACAUUAUUAUGUACCAGAACAAAAACGUAAUUAUCAGGCUUCUAGUCCAGAUGAAGUAGCAUUAGUUAAAUGGACGGAAGAGAUGGGAUUAGCAUUAGUGAAACGCGAUUUAAAUUUCAUGCAAUUAAAAGCUCCAAAUGGCAAAAUUUUGAACUAUACAAUCUUACAAAUAUUUCCAUUUACAUCAGAAACCAAACGGAUGGGAAUAAUAGUGAAAGAAGAAUCUAGUUCUGAAAUAGUAUUUUAUUUAAAAGGUGCAGAUGUAGUAAUGUCCGGAAUAGUACAAUAUAAUGAUUGGCUUGAAGAAGAAUGUGGUAAUAUGGCUAGAGAAGGUUUAAGAACUUUAGUUGUUGCAAAAAAGAAUUUAACAGAAGAACAGUAUCUUGAUUUUGAAGCAAGAUAUAAUUCAGCAAGAAUGAGCGUCAGUGAUCGUGUUUCAAGAGUUGCUGCAGUUGUAGAAAGUUUAGAACGAGAAAUGGAAUUAUUAUGUGUAACUGGUGUUGAAGAUAGAUUACAAGAUAGAGUAAGACCUACAUUGGAAUUAUUAAGAAAUGCUGGUAUUAAGAUUUGGAUGUUAACAGGUGACAAAUUAGAAACAGCAACUUGUAUAGCAAAAUCUUCGCGUUUAGUUUCACGGACACAAAGCCUUCAUGUUUUUAAAUCAGUGGUAACUCGUACAGAUGCGCAUUUGGAAUUAAAUACGUUUCGUAAAAAACAAGAUUGUGCCUUAGUCAUCAGUGGAGAUUCUUUAGAGGUAUGCUUACAAUAUUAUGAACAAGAAUUUUUGGAACUAGCAUGCGGUUCACCGGCUGUUGUUUGCUGUCGAUGUUCACCCACGCAAAAAGCGGAAGUUGUAAGUCUUAUUCAAAGACAUACUGGCAAGAGAACUGCAGCUGUCGGUGACGGGGGAAAUGAUGUAUCAAUGAUACAAGCAGCAGAUGCUGGUAUAGGUCUUGAAGGUCUUGAAGGAAGACAAGCUUCUUUGGCUGCAGAUUUUUCCAUUUCUCAGUUUAGUCAUUUGGCUAAUCUUUUGUUAGUUCACGGACGUCGAAGCUACAAACGUUCUGCUGCUUUAAGUCAAUUUGUUAUUCAUCGAGGUUUAAUUAUUUCUACUAUGCAAGCUGUGUUUUCUGCUGUCUUUUAUUUAUCAUCUGUAUCAUUAUAUCAAGGAUUUUUAAUGGUUGGUUAUGGAACAAUAUAUACGAUGUUUCCCGUAUUUUCUUUGGUACUAGAUAAAGAUGUAUCGGGAAAAAUUGCUCUUACUUACCCAGAACUUUAUAAAGAACUUAGUAAGGGCCGAUCAUUGUCCUAUAAGACAUUCUUUAUGUGGAUUUUAAUAAGUAUAUAUCAAGGAGGUGUUAUAAUGUAUGGCGCACUCAUUAUGUUUGAAGAUGAAUUUAUUCAUAUAGUGGCCAUAAGUUUUACAGCACUCGUCUUGACGGAAUUAAUAAUGGUAGCUUUAACUAUUAGAACAUGGCAUCAUAUUAUGAUACUUGCAGAGAUUUUCUCAUUGGCACUUUAUUUAUUAUCUCUAGUCGUUCUCAAAGAUUAUUUUGAUGCCGAAUUUAUCAAGACUACCGAUUUUCUGUGGAAAGUAUUACUUAUAACUUUAAUUUCUUGUAUGCCAUUAUAUAUCUUGAAAUUUUUACGAAAAAAAUUUUCACCUCCUAGUUACACCAAAUUAUCUUAAAUUUUACAUAAUAUUGUCACUUUAAAUAAUAAAAAUAACAUAUAUGAAAUGUUGACAAAAUUUUGAAUUGAAAAAGUAGUAAAAUUUUUUUUGAAAUUAAUUAACUAUUUC
This is a messenger RNA of Apis mellifera (honey bee), 4108 nucleotides long. Its product is annotated as probable phospholipid-transporting ATPase IIA. Gene Ontology annotation, biological process: retrograde vesicle-mediated transport, Golgi to endoplasmic reticulum; endocytosis; phospholipid translocation. The coding region runs from base 647 to 3997 and encodes 1116 amino acids. The record is from RefSeq and is a predicted model, not a curated record. Gene Ontology annotation, molecular function: magnesium ion binding; ATP hydrolysis activity; ATP binding. Gene Ontology annotation, cellular component: trans-Golgi network; plasma membrane; endosome. The transcript has 13 exons. NCBI's taxonomy places the organism in Eukaryota, Metazoa, Arthropoda, Insecta, Hymenoptera, Apidae.